Molecule: messenger RNA, 667 nt
Organism: Phragmites australis (common reed)
Lineage: Eukaryota; Viridiplantae; Streptophyta; Magnoliopsida; Poales; Poaceae
Product: cyclin-dependent protein kinase inhibitor SMR1-like
Exons: 1
Coding region: 142-528 (128 amino acids)
Source: RefSeq, a predicted model, not a curated record
UACAGGGGGCCCUUUCCCCGAAAAGCACAGCGUAUCCCCAAGCAAGAGCAGACCAACUCCGCCUUCCUCGGUUUCUCCAUUUCACACUCACCGCCGUAGUUCUACUAGGAAGGAUCACGCGGCCCGAGCAAUCGGUCCGCCAUGUCUGCGUCGCCGGAGUUCUACAAGCCCGCGGCGCCUGUGUUCUCGCCGUGCGGCUCGCCGCUCCUUUUGCACGGGGCAGCGGCAGGAGCGGGAGCGGGAGCGGGAGAAGGCGCCGCCGCGGCCGUGUGGGAGGAGGAGCGCCGGUGCCGGACGCCGACGGGCGGGGAGAGCCAGGUGACGGCGCCCGGCACGUGCCCGCCGGCGCCGCGGAAGCCGCGGGCGGCCGCCGCGCCGGCGCCGUGCCGGAAGCGGCUGUUCGAGGUGGAGGUGUUCAGCCUGCGGCUGGAGGAGCUGGAGCGCCUGUUCUGGCGCCCGAACGCUGCGCCGCCAGCCCAGAAGAAGCGCCGGAGGGUGGCCUGCCCGGAGCCGAAGAAGACUAGCUAGUGGCAGCUCGAUGCCGCUUGAAGAGUAGCUGUGGUAGGUGCAAGCAAAGCCAAGCGGUUUUGGCUUUUGCAGCUGCUUCAGUUUAGGAGGUGCAUGGUAGGAUGUUAGCUAGGAGUACUGCGUUUUUAUUGCUGUACUU